ACGGUAAGCCGUCAGUGAACUGUGGUGGAUUUGGGAAAGGUUAAAGUGAACCUGAAGAGUACGAACCAUGCCGUUCAUUGACCUUCAGUCGAGGCUGGGAAUCAGCUUGGACAACUGGAUCCUGGCCCAGAGCGGAGAGCAGCCUUACAAACGAGCCACACGCUGCCACGCCUUUGAGAAAGAGUGGAUUGAAUGUAGCCAUGGCAUCGGUCAGACUCGUGCUAAAAAAGAAUGCAAGCUCGAGUUUGAAGAUUUCUAUGAGUGCAUGCACCGAGAAAAGACGAACAAGCGCUUGAAUGAGAUCCGGAAGCAGAGGGACAAGCUGAUUAAAGAAGGCUCAUACACACCUCCUGCACAUCACACUGGCGAUGAAGAACUUCGGCCCUGAGCCCUCAGCUCCCUGCCUGGCACACUGUUAGACACUCGGUGUGCUCGCUCACUCACUCACUCACUCGUGUAUUAUAAUUAUUAUUCUGACAAAGUUGUUUAUCUACUCAAAAUGUAAUAAAUACUAUUCAUCAUUUCA
Neoarius graeffei (lesser salmon catfish) is the source of this 526-nucleotide messenger RNA. It is a transcript of the gene ndufs5, whose product is annotated as NADH:ubiquinone oxidoreductase subunit S5. NCBI's taxonomy places the organism in Eukaryota, Metazoa, Chordata, Actinopteri, Siluriformes, Ariidae. The record is from RefSeq and is a predicted model, not a curated record. Gene Ontology annotation, biological process: mitochondrial respiratory chain complex I assembly. Bases 68 to 388 code for a protein of 106 amino acids. The transcript is spliced from 3 exons.